Messenger RNA from Ricinus communis (castor bean), 369 nucleotides. RefSeq lists its product as uncharacterized. The coding region runs from base 1 to 369 and encodes 122 amino acids. The record is from RefSeq and is a predicted model, not a curated record. The transcript is spliced from 2 exons. Lineage: Eukaryota; Viridiplantae; Streptophyta; Magnoliopsida; Malpighiales; Euphorbiaceae. Gene Ontology annotation, molecular function: nucleic acid binding.
AUGGAGGUUAUUAAUAGGGGUUUGAAACAGAUUUUAGAGAGAACUGUAGGAGUGAGUAGGAAGGACUGGGCAGAGAAGCUAGAUGAUGCCUUAUGGGCAUUUAGGAUGGCCUAUCGUACUUUAACUAGUUUUACACCAUAUAGGCUAAUUUUUGGGAAAGCAUGCUAUUUGCCUGUUGAACUUGAGCAUAAAACAUUGUGGGCUUUGAAAACUUGCAAUUUUGAUGUUGUUAAUAUAGGUACUAUGGCUGAGCGGCGUGAGAGACCCCGGAAGGUGGGUCUCUCCAAAAGAAGGCGUUCAUACCCGAUUGACCAACCUGCACCUACACUUGCACCACCUGCACCUGCACCUCGACCAAAGGGCCCCUAG